Messenger RNA from Cornus florida, 4553 nucleotides. RefSeq names its product N-carbamoylputrescine amidase. The record is from RefSeq and is a predicted model, not a curated record. Lineage: Eukaryota; Viridiplantae; Streptophyta; Magnoliopsida; Cornales; Cornaceae. The transcript has 9 exons. Bases 107 to 1003 code for a protein of 298 amino acids. Gene Ontology annotation, molecular function: N-carbamoylputrescine amidase activity.
CUCAACACAAACCCCCUAUUGAUCCGGUUGCGCAGCCCGUGUCAAGUUUGUGCUUGUGGUGAGACAGACUGAUAGUGUGUGAGCGCUCUUUUGGAAUUUUGAGGGCAUGGAGGGAAGGAAAGUGGUUGUCUCAGCUCUGCAAUUCGCUUGCACCGACGAUGUAUCCACUAACGUCGAUAAAGCCGAAAGGCUGGUUAGAGCUGCUCAUGGGAAGGGUGCUAACAUCAUUCUUAUUCAGGAACUAUUUGAAGGUUAUUACUUCUGUCAAGCACAAAGAGAGGAUUUCUUUCAGCGGGCCAAGCCAUAUAAGGGUCACCCAACUAUUUUGAGGAUGCAGAAACUUGCAAAAGAGUUGGGGGUUGUGAUACCAGUUAGCUUCUUUGAAGAGGCAAAUAAUGCCCACUACAAUUCAAUAGCCAUAAUUGAUGCUGAUGGGACUGAUCUUGGUCUCUACAGAAAGUCCCAUAUUCCAGAUGGACCAGGCUACCAGGAAAAAUUUUACUUUAAUCCAGGCGACACUGGCUUUAAGGUGUUCCAAACUAAAUUUGCAAAAAUUGGAGUUGCAAUUUGCUGGGAUCAGUGGUUUCCAGAGGCAGCCCGAGCUAUGGUUCUUCAAGGUGCAGAAAUAUUGUUUUACCCUACUGCUAUCGGCUCUGAACCUCAAGAUGAAGGACUUGAUUCUUGUGAUCACUGGAAGCGAGUGAUGCAAGGGCAUGCUGGUGCUAAUUUGGUGCCUCUAGUUGCUUGCAACCGGAUAGGGAAGGAGAUAAUCCCGACAGAGCAUGGAAACAGUGAGAUCACAUUCUAUGGCAACUCCUUUAUAGCAGGACCUUCCGGAGAAAUUGUUGCUGCUGCUGAUGAUAAAAAGGAAGCUGUUCUUGUAGCAGAAUUUGAUCUAGCUAAAAUCAAAUCCAAAAGACAUGGCUGGGGGGUAUUUCGAGAUCGGCGUCCAGAUUUAUACAAGGUGCUUCUGACAUUAGAUGGCAGCAACCCCUCACUAUGAUUCAAUGUAUCUUAACCUCUUUGUGUCAUGCUGUUUAGGUGCUUAAGAGAAAUCAUUUUAUAACAUCCAUCUCAUGCUUUUCUCUUUCUCCUUUUAAAACAGAGGAAAUGAAAAUAUUGACCUUCAUAAAUAUUUUUUACAUAUAACUGAAGCAAAAUUUGAAUAAAAUAUUAUUAUGUUGUAUGUCCGCCUCAAACCUGAAAAAAAGUCUAUCAAGCAUUAUCACUCUUAUAUGCUGCAUGUGGCAUGUGUGUUGACUGACUUGCCACUAGGGGAUCCCCAUCUAGAUAAUCGCCUAUUCCAAACAGCUAUAUGUAUGAACGCAUUUAGAACCAUCUGAUAUUGAGAUUUCUUGUCAAGUGAGAGCAGUAUCAGAUGGUCCAGAAAUAUCUGUCAUCCUUGACCCUCUUAGUAUAUAAGUUAGCACUUAAUUGAUUUUGGCCCACCAUUCUGUUUGUUUUAGUUUUAGAGAAAUAAUGAGAAGAUGAAAACAUUCCAUGGUGUAUGUUAUUUGUGGAUGACUUAGUUUUAAUAGAUACUUCUAAGGAAGCCUUAACAACAAACUUAGAAAUAUGGAGAAAGACAUUACAAGCAAAAGGCUUAAAAUUUAGUAAAACUAAGACAAAAUAUAUGGUAUGUAAAUUUGAUAAAGUAAUAAAUGUUGACAAUAUAAGUAUUACAAUUUAAGACCAAAGAUUUACUCGAAAUAACUUUUUUCGUUACCUAGGAUCAAUAAUACAAAAGGAAGGGGAGAUAGAUGGAGAUGUAGUAAGUAGGAUUAGAGCAGGGUGGACAAAUUGGAGGCAAGCUUGUUGUAUCCUUUGUGACAAAAGAAUACCAAAUAAAUUAGAAGGAAAAUUCUAUAAAACAGUUAUUAGACCAGCUAUAUUAUAUGGAUCGGAGUGUUGGGCGCUGAAAAAGACACAAGAACAAUAGGAUUAACUAGAAGAGAGAAGAUUUAUAAUGAAUGUGUGGGGGAAAUACUAGGUAUGGUGCCUAUAAAUGUUAAAAUUAGAGGAAGUAGACUUAGUUGGUAUGACCAUAUUCAAUGUAGACCUGAUGAUGCACCUGUUAAUAGUGGGAAAGUAGUUUGCCUAGAAGGUAAGCGACAAAGAUGCAGACUACAACCAAAACUUACAUGGGAUGAAAUAAAUUUUUUUUUUUUUUUUGAUAAGUGAAAUAAUAAAUAAUGACUAAAAAAAUUAAAUCUAAGAGAAGACAUGGUAUAGAAUAGAAAAUAAUGGAAAAAGAGAAUUCACGUGGCCGAUUCCAUCCACACGAUGAUGAUGAUGAUGAUUUUGUUUGCACUUUGCAUGCAAUUGUUGUAGAUAUUUGAUGUGCAGUUCAGUUAGUGUGUUAGAUUCCUUUUUCUUUCUUUUUUAUUCAGCAUCUUGAAGAUUUAUAGUACAGAUAUUUUGUGCUCGUCCACCAGGUAGGAUUCAUAAGAUGAAACAAUUAAGAAAAAAAUACCGUUAGCAUAGAGUUGCAAUUUAUGAUUUAAAAAUUUGUAUAUAUGGUUACAGUACUUGAUACCAUGGAUAUACUCACUGAUACCUUCCACCUAGCAGAUGAACCACAUGAAGUGGUUGGCAUGCAAUCUUGGGGAUUGGGAGAGCCACAUGAAAGCACUGUGGCCUCAGAUUGCAACACGUAGAGUUUUUAGCACAUUCAAUAUACUGGUGAAGGUAAUAGGAAGUUUCUGAUCUUUAGAAGAUUUGGGAACUGUCUUGCCAUGUGUCUGGUAGAGAAUUCUUCUUUUUUCGUCCGUAAGAUUAUGAUUUACUGAUUUAGUAGAAGUAUCUAUACAAAAGUAUCUGUCAUUGUUUUGUGGUGGUGCUUUUCAUGUGAUACAGCUGCAAAUCGAAGAAUCUUUUAUUGACCAGAAUCAAGGGUUCUUUAGUCUCUGUGUUGGUCCAUCCUGUUAUGCCUACUUUUCUUAUUUUAGCUUGGUAGGUAUAUUUCCUCAUCUAUGUUAUAGGACGUCCUAGCAAAGCUUUUAGUCUGGAACAAAAUUUAUUCGUCUUCUUGAAUUUUGAGUGGUUUUUUGAACUUCAGUUUAAUUUACUCCCAUUUAAUGAUUUUUAAAUUGUCUUUUUCUUCUAUUUGACGACAAAUGGGUAGAUCAGGACCACCAUGACUGUGUUUUCGACUAUUUACAUGUGUGCUUUUUGGGCCACAUCUAAUGAGCCAAAGGCUGGAGCUAUUAGUUCUUUCUCAUUGGAUAAAAAGGUCCUCCCCUGCUGCACAUCAUGAUUUGGAUUGUGUUUACUGAUGUGUGUUUUUCCAGUAUUGUUCACUUAUUGGCUCUUUUUUCUCAAUGCCAGGGUAAAAACAUUCCAGUGUCAACUUCAGUUUCAUUUCUUUUUGUGCAUUUUUCAAACCCUAAUUACUUCCUAGGAAUUAGGAAUUCCUGAAAGGUGUCUCAUGGUGGUCGUCAUCAUCAGCAUCGGCAUGAUGUAUCCCAGCUGAAUUUGUGCUUGAUUGACGGAACAACCCUUCAUUUCCCAUCUGUUUUUACUUUUUAAUUAUUUCAUGCUCUUCAUGAAUCAUAACAAUUACUGUUGUCCUCAUCAUCAUCCUCUUAAUCCUAUAUGAAUGGAGUCGGUAACAUGAAUUCUUUGUCUCCAUUCUUUUGUAUUACACACGAAUGCAUGUGUCUAAACCAUCUAGGUCUAUUUACAUAUUCGAGCAGCAGACAUGGCAACCAGGUUUUCAGUUUCAUGCUCAUUUCUAAGACCAUGGUACCCUUAUUGUUAGUUGAUGGCAACACUUGAAGCAUUGUCAUUAGAGCAUAGGCCAUGCGACACACACAUUCAGACACACAUAACAUAAGCAUUUUCACCUCAACAUGGGUCACAGUGGCACACAACAAACUAGUGGGUAUGCAAAAUGCAUCGACUCAAAGAACAUUCAUGGUGUGCUUGAGGUUGGUUCAUCUUUUGUUUUGUGAAGAACUGAUAUAGAAGGAUAAAAAAAGAAAAAGAAGAAGAAGAAGAAGAAAGAAGAAGAAGAAGAAGAAGAAAUUACUCAAGGUAUAUCAACUUGUUAGAUUUAGGGUGACUGAAUAAUGUAAAAAACUCACACUUUUCGAUGUAUAAGGUUGAUGACUCGUUGAUUCAAGUUCCCAUAGAAAGUUGGGGCGUGACCGAUUGAAAUGCCUAGGUUAACCGAUUAAAAUGCUGAGAAACAGAAAAUUAAAAAUGUGGAAAUUCUCAAAAAGAUUGAAUUUCCAUAUUCCCGUGGAAUGCCAAUGCUUUCUUUUAUUUGGAUUUCAUAAAAGAAAGUGAAUUUAAUGCCAAAUGGUUUAAAAAGUGAAAAAGGAGCAAAAAGGAAAAAUAAAAAAGAGACCACAAAAACGAAAAGGGUGAAAACCCUACCCAGCACUAUUAAAAGGCACAAGAAGACAAUGCUUUGUAAAUACUAUAAAUUUAAUCUGCUCUAAAACUACUUGGCAAAACGAAAGAAAUUAUUUGGAAGUGUUCUUAAUUAUUUGAGAUUGUUCUAAAACAUCAGAGUCAAAUUCUUCUCCCUUUUUUUUUUUUUUUUUUUU